Molecule: messenger RNA, 628 nt
Organism: Xiphias gladius (swordfish)
Lineage: Eukaryota; Metazoa; Chordata; Actinopteri; Istiophoriformes; Xiphiidae
Product: lactoylglutathione lyase-like
Exons: 5
Coding region: 36-503 (155 amino acids)
Molecular function (GO): metal ion binding; lactoylglutathione lyase activity
Source: RefSeq, a predicted model, not a curated record
AAAGCUCUGCUCUUGUAUGUCUGUUUUAGGAUUUUAUGAUGCAGCAGACUAUGCUGCGGGUUAAAGAUCCAGUGAAAUCCUUGGAUUUCUACACCAGAAUCCUCGGCAUGACGCUCCUGCAAAAGUUUGACUUCCCCUCCAUGCGUUUCUCUCUCUUCUUCUUGGGCUACGAGGACAAGAAGGAGAUUCCUAGAGACGUGAAGGAGAAGACGGCCUGGGUAUUUUCCAGAAGAGCCACCAUUGAACUGACACAUAACUGGGGCUCUGAGUCUGACGAGAGCCAGUCUUAUCACAAUGGAAACUCGGAUCCACGUGGCUUUGGACACAUUGGAAUUGCAGUUCCUGACGUUUAUGCAGCCUGUAAAUUGUUUGAAGAGCAAGGAGUCACAUUUGUCAAGAAGCCAGAUGAUGGUAAAAUGAAAGGCUUGGCCUUCAUUCAGGACCCUGAUGGCUACUGGAUUGAGAUCCUGAGUCCUAACAAUAUGGUGUCCAUUACUUCGUAAAAACUGACAAGUGCAUACUUGUCUGCUGCAGUGCGUAGAGGCCGGACCUGCUGUGGCUUCACUGGGAGAAAAGAACGUUUGGGUUUAGCGAAGAAUUUAGCAACCUGCGCCAGAGAGCCGAGGGC